AUGGGCGAAAUAGUGGAAGAAAAGGAUCUCGAAGGGGGCUCUUCUCCUAUCGAACGGGACGCCAAGGUGGUAUAUGACUAUCACCGAAUGCGUAUGCCGUUGGCAUCUCCUGUCGAUGCUGUGUUCUGCCUCUGCAGUCUGGACCUUCGGGUCGCGGACCGAGCCGCGCAACUCUUCAUGGAUGGUCACGGAGAGUACCUCAUCUUCUCGGGCGGCACUGGAAGGCUGACCCAGGGCCGCUUUGAUAGACCAGAGGCGGAGGUCUUUGCAGACCGCGCUCGGACUCUGGGCGUCCCAUCUGACAAGAUUCUUACCGAGCCUGCGUCCACCAACACGGGCGAGAAUGUCCGCUUCACGUGGCAACUUCUUUCCAGCAAAGGUCUUCGCCUGAAGUCUUUUAUUUUGGUCCAGAAGCCCUACAUGGAGCGGAGAACAUACGCUACAUUCAAGAAGCAGUGGCCCGACGAAGACACCAGAAUCGUCGUCACGUCACCGCAGUUCGAGUGGGAGGAGUAUCCAAAUCAGAACAACCCCAAGGGACUGGUGAUCAAUAUCAUGGUCGGUGAUCUCAUACGUAUUCGAGACUACCCAGCAAGGGGAUUUCAGAUACACCAAGACAUUCCAGAUGAUGUUUGGCAAGCAGGGUGCCGUCUCAUUGAGGCGGGGUACAAAAGUCAUCUCCCGUAG
Molecule: messenger RNA, 687 nt
Organism: Neoarthrinium moseri
Lineage: Eukaryota; Fungi; Ascomycota; Sordariomycetes; Amphisphaeriales; Apiosporaceae
Exons: 1
Coding region: 1-687 (228 amino acids)
Cellular component (GO): plasma membrane
Source: RefSeq, a predicted model, not a curated record